AAAGAGACUGAAGAAGAAGGUCGAGGAGUGUUGGAUUGGAGCGAGGAACCGGGAAAUCGGGGGGGCAAAACAAAAAAGGGAAACGAUGCCGCUAAGUUCGACGGUGAUCGGAGCUCUGCUCGGAUUAGGAACACAGAUGUAUUCCAAUGCCCUCCGCAAGCUACCUUACAUGCGCCAUCCUUGGGAGCACGUGCUGGGGAUGGGGCUUGGGGCAGUGUUCGUAAACCAGCUGGUGAAAUGGGACGCCAAGCUGCAGGAAGACCUCGAUAAGAUGCUCGAGAAGGCCAAAGCUGCCAAUGAGCGUCGUUAUUUCGAUGAAGAUGAUGCGUAGCUUGUGUCCCUAAUGAUUGCGGGAUUUUCAGAGAACAUUUUCAUCUUUUGAGAGAAUGAUGGUCCUGAAAGUUGUGGGCGCUUGUUUGCUUCAAAUUAGUUCAUCUGUUUGUAACGCAUUAAAGACCUCAUUUUUUUUUUUUCCUCCCCCCCCUUCAUUUUAUAAAUUUUGCUACACAUAAAAGAUGCGUGAAUGAUGUAAGCUGGUGGAUGCAGUAAUCACUGUGCGCGCUAAUAAAUUAAACAAAUGGAGCGAAAUUUUUCUUGCUGUAA
Ziziphus jujuba (common jujube) is the source of this 603-nucleotide messenger RNA. RefSeq lists its product as uncharacterized. The transcript has 3 exons. The record is from RefSeq and is a predicted model, not a curated record. Lineage: Eukaryota; Viridiplantae; Streptophyta; Magnoliopsida; Rosales; Rhamnaceae. The coding region runs from base 86 to 331 and encodes 81 amino acids.